CUCGCGCGGAACUCUCUCGCGAGAAGUAGGAAGUACCGCGGUUGCGUACCGCAGCAGCGCCUUGUGGUGGUGGCAGGAUAGCCGGCGGGUGUGCGGCGGCGGCAAGUCAGAGUGGCGGCUGCUGCGCUCCCCGCGAGUCGCCACCAUGAGCAGCACCUUAGCGAAGAUCGCGGAGAUCGAAGCCGAGAUGGCUCGGACUCAAAAGAACAAGGCCACAGCACACCACCUAGGGCUGCUGAAGGCUCGCCUUGCUAAGCUUCGCAGAGAACUCAUUACUCCAAAAGGUGGUGGUGGUGGUGGGCCAGGAGAAGGUUUUGACGUGGCCAAGACAGGUGAUGCUCGAAUUGGGUUUGUGGGUUUUCCAUCUGUGGGGAAGUCAACACUGCUCAGUAACCUGGCGGGGGUAUAUUCUGAGGUGGCAGCCUAUGAGUUCACUACUCUCACCACUGUGCCUGGUGUCAUCAGAUACAAAGGUGCCAAGAUUCAGCUCCUGGAUCUCCCAGGUAUCAUUGAGGGUGCCAAGGAUGGGAAAGGUAGAGGCCGUCAAGUCAUUGCAGUGGCCCGAACGUGUAACUUGAUCCUGAUUGUUCUGGAUGUCCUGAAACCCUUGGGACAUAAGAAGAUAAUUGAAAAUGAGCUGGAAGGCUUUGGCAUUCGCUUGAACAGCAAACCCCCCAACAUUGGCUUUAAGAAGAAGGAUAAAGGAGGCAUUAAUCUCACAGCCACUUGCCCUCAGAGUGAGCUGGAUGCUGAAACUGUGAAGAGCAUCCUGGCUGAAUACAAAAUUCAUAAUGCUGACGUGACUCUGCGUAGUGAUGCCACAGCGGAUGACCUCAUUGAUGUGGUGGAAGGAAAUAGAGUUUAUAUCCCCUGUAUCUAUGUGUUAAAUAAGAUUGAUCAGAUCUCCAUUGAGGAAUUGGAUAUCAUCUAUAAGGUGCCUCACUGUGUACCCAUCUCUGCCCAUCACCGCUGGAAUUUUGAUGACCUGUUGGAAAAGAUCUGGGACUAUCUGAAAUUAGUGAGAAUUUACACCAAACCCAAAGGACAGUUGCCAGAUUACACAUCCCCAGUGGUGCUUCCUUUCUCCAGGACCACAGUGGAGGAUUUCUGUAUGAAGAUUCACAAAAAUCUUAUCAAGGAAUUUAAAUACGCACUGGUCUGGGGUCUCUCUGUGAAACAUAAUCCUCAAAAAGUGGGUAAAGACCAUACGUUGGAGGACGAGGAUGUCAUUCAGAUUGUGAAGAAGUGAAACCUUCCCCUUCUGCAUCUGCCGGGCCAACCACAGCAGCUUUCCGCACGGCCAAGCACUCUACCCCAAACCCCUCUGGCUUUGGCAGCCACUGGAUCGGGAUUCAGGGGAGGGAGAUAGAGGCACCCAAACUGGAACUUCGCUUGUAUUAACUUGGUGUCACCUUGUAUGUUGAACUGCAUAAAGGACCUGGUAGGCCAGCUGGCUAUGUGCA
Messenger RNA from Ceratotherium simum simum (southern white rhinoceros), 1463 nucleotides. RefSeq names its product developmentally regulated GTP binding protein 1 (gene DRG1). NCBI's taxonomy places the organism in Eukaryota, Metazoa, Chordata, Mammalia, Perissodactyla, Rhinocerotidae. The record is from RefSeq and is a predicted model, not a curated record. Gene Ontology annotation, molecular function: GTPase activity; GTP binding.